GAGAGAGAGACGGGGAGGAUUUACAUGUCAUAUAAUCACAAAUAUCAUACAGUUGUAUGGAAAUGAAGGGCGAGAUGGAGCUGUUGCAGAGGGUGAGCGCGCACCCGGACGCGCGCUGCUGGUACGUCGAGUGGAACCCCACGGGCACACUUCUCGCGUCAUGCGGCGGGGACCGCGCGAUAAGAAUAUGGGGUAAAGAAGGGGACAGUUGGGAAUGUAAGUCUGUCCUGUCUGAUGGACACCAGCGUACGGUCAGAAAGGUGGCCUGGUCGCCCUGUGGGAAAUAUCUGGCAUCGGCCAGCUUUGAUGCUACAACAUGCAUCUGGAAGAAGACGGAUGAUGGUUUUGAGUCCCUGACAGUGUUAGAAGGUCAUGAGAACGAGGUGAAGUGUGUGGCCUGGGCUCCAUCCGGAAACUUACUGGCCACCUGCAGCAGAGACAAAAGUGUUUGGAUCUGGGAAGUGGACGAGGAGGACGAGUAUGAGUGUGUAAGUGUUGUGAAUUCACACACACAGGACGUGAAGCAUGUCGCUUGGCACCCGACACAGGAGCUUCUUGCAUCAGCCAGUUAUGACAACAAAGUGUGCGUUUAUAAAGAGGAAGAUGAUGACUGGGAAUGUAGAGCCACUCUAGAGGGACACGAAUCCACUGUCUGGAGUUUGACCUUUGACCCUGAGGGACGAAGAUUGGCGUCUUGUAGCGAUGAUCGUACCGUGAAGAUCUGGAAGGAGUCCACGGCUGGAGAUGGUUCAUCAGAUGAGUCCUGGAAGUGUAUAUGUACCUUGUCUGGAUUCCACGGGAGAACAGUAUAUGAUGUAGCAUGGUGCCGUCUGACCGGUGCCUUGGCCACCGCGUGCGGCGAUGAUGGAGUCCGUGUGUUCAGAGAAGACCCCACUGCCGACCCAGAGCAGCCCAUCUUCUUCCUGUCGGCCCACGUGCCCAAAGCCCACAAUCAGGACGUCAACUGCGUGGCCUGGAAUCCAAAGCAGACGGGACUGCUGGCCACCUGCAGUGACAACGGAGAGUUUGCCAUCUGGAAGUACAACUCUGAUAACUGAGCUGCUGAGUGAAGCUUGAUCUGACAAAGGCGUGCUCAAGUGGCAUCAUGGGUCAUGACAACAGCUGUUUUUAUUCUGACUGAGUACUGUGUGUAUUGACAGCACUGGUCAAAUGAAAUGAAAGACACUUUUUAACUGGCCUCGUUCUGUUGUCUUUUUGAUGGGUCAGUUGUAACUUUUCAGAAUUUCUUCUUAACCACAUGGAUAUAUUUGAGCUUUGCCUGUGGCUUACAAUAGCUCAAGCACUGCUGAAGUUGAACCAUACUCAUUUUUCUUUUUAACAUGUCAUAAAACCAUCAAUUUCUAUUGAUAUUAAAUGCUUUCAAAGUUU
Messenger RNA from Rhinichthys klamathensis goyatoka, 1389 nucleotides. It is a transcript of the gene ciao1, whose product is annotated as cytosolic iron-sulfur assembly component 1. Lineage: Eukaryota; Metazoa; Chordata; Actinopteri; Cypriniformes; Leuciscidae. The transcript is spliced from 7 exons. The coding region runs from base 57 to 1058 and encodes 333 amino acids. Gene Ontology annotation, cellular component: cytosolic [4Fe-4S] assembly targeting complex. The record is from RefSeq and is a predicted model, not a curated record. Gene Ontology annotation, biological process: iron-sulfur cluster assembly. Gene Ontology annotation, molecular function: protein binding.